AUGCCGCUUCUUAACGCCGGAAAAAAUGCAAGGACUGAAUUGUCUGGGGCUUCAAACCUUGCGAAUGAUGGUGCGCCGCCGGACUACUCGGGGCCUUUAUCGCAAAAUUUUUCAGAUAACCCAACAGCAGUCGUGGGUAAAGACACGAGGCCUAGCAAUUCCAGCAAGAGUACGUCGCCAUUAUUCACUGCGACCCCCACCACAGUGUCACCAAUAUUAGAAGCACCAACCAAAGAAGAAGGUGGCAAGAAGGAUUGCAGGUCCUUGAGAACGCGAGCACGUCACGCUGAACGUCGCAAAAAGGACGGUUUAAUUACCGCGACUUCUUUGGCUGGAGCAGGACGUCGUGCGGCGGUAUGGGUGGAGCAGUGGGAUCGUGGAUCUCGAGCCACUCGUCUUCUUAUCCUUGAGGCCUUUAUCUCGUUACAUUCUUCGAGUAACACCAAUCGGAUGGAAACAGACUUGGGUGAUUCCUCUAUGCUUUUUUUCACACGUAUUACGGCUUGGUUGCGUUUGACAUGCAAGUUGGGCCAUCCAUUGCGCCUUCUUCUUGCUGCGAUAUCUUUGUUUGUGCGUGGUGUGCGAUACUUGACCUGUCUUGUGGAGGUUGGUGGUGCACAGACUCUCAUUGACACACUUGCGACUUGUCGCUUGGUCCCUGAUGACCGCCGUGAAAUUGCUUUGCUUUUAUUAUACAUGGCAAACGCUGGAAGAGUGUAUCGAGAAAUGUUGUGCGAUGAUGAUGAUAUUGACUUGCUAUUACAUGCGAUGCGAUGCGAAAGUGAUUUGGAAAUUUUGGACCUUCAUGCGGCUUUGUUUCUUGUUUUGGGCGAGGGCAAUAGCCCACGGGUGACAUCUCGUGUUCAGUCUGGGGUGAUUGGGAUGAUUCUUCACGAUGAGACCACGAAGGGGGCGAUGCUUCAGGCGGCACGGGUCCUGCGCAUCUUUCAAUCGUCAAGGGACAAAAUGUAUGCGGAAGCAAUCGCAAGGGAUUUGUUGGAGGACACUGGUACAGUGUCGGUGGUGGGAAUCGAGUCCAAUUUUUCAACCGAAAGUGCACGGCAGUUGCUAGAGGCUCUAUUUUUCUUGCUGUCUCACGAAGAUUUGUCUCUCCGUGUCGAGGGCCUGGAAUUACUGACUAUGGUGGCGAAGAACAUUCAACUUACUGGUCACAUUUUGACCCGCUGUUUUGACGUGUUGGACGAGGAUCGUUUGGCCAUUGAACCCAAGGACAACCUGACCGCGGUCAUGGUUUUUAGACGCAACCAAAUUUCGUUUGGCAGUACUGCAGUCAACAUUAUGCUCCUUGACACAAAAUGUGAGGCGCGUCAGCGGCUGACAUUUGACAUCAUAGCGCGGCGAAGUGCCCACUUUUCUCUACUGAAGUACCUGCGGCUUCUGGAAAGUGGGUAUACAACCUCUAUUCUGGACUGUUGCCGGGCCUUGCAGCUCAUAUGUCGCGGGGCACUCAUGCAGGAGCGGCAUGGCGUGACAGGCGGCGCAGAGGUUGGGGUACCACUGGGGAAAGCCGCCAAUUACAUCCGCGAGGUUGUGGGUGACACGCUUUACAGUGUGCUUUUGUAUGAGGAUCUGACGGAGGAUGAAGCCUUUUCCAUCGCCCGCUCCGUCACCUCAUCGGAAUUGUGA
This is a messenger RNA of Trypanosoma cruzi, 1647 nucleotides long. RefSeq lists its product as uncharacterized. The coding region runs from base 1 to 1647 and encodes 548 amino acids. The transcript has a single exon. Lineage: Eukaryota; Euglenozoa; Kinetoplastea; Trypanosomatida; Trypanosomatidae. The record is from RefSeq and is a predicted model, not a curated record.